Messenger RNA from Archocentrus centrarchus (flier cichlid), 2874 nucleotides. It is a transcript of the gene gsna, whose product is annotated as gelsolin a. Gene Ontology annotation, cellular component: actin cytoskeleton; cytoplasm. Gene Ontology annotation, molecular function: actin filament binding; phosphatidylinositol-4,5-bisphosphate binding. NCBI's taxonomy places the organism in Eukaryota, Metazoa, Chordata, Actinopteri, Cichliformes, Cichlidae. The coding region runs from base 1 to 2193 and encodes 730 amino acids. The transcript is spliced from 15 exons. Gene Ontology annotation, biological process: central nervous system development; cell projection assembly; actin polymerization or depolymerization. The record is from RefSeq and is a predicted model, not a curated record.
AUGGCAGCGCACCACCCAGAAUUUGAGCGAGCCGGACAGCAGCCGGGCCUCCAGGUGUGGAGGGUGGAGAACUUUAACCUGGUGCCUGUUCCUGAAAAGCUUUAUGGGGGAUUUUACACCGGAGAUGCCUACCUCAUCCUCAAUACUAUCAAACAGCGCUCUGGGAACCUGCAGUACGACCUCCACUUCUGGCUGGGUGAUUUCUGUACCCAGGAUGAGAGCGGCUCAGCGGCCAUCUUUACAGUCCAAAUGGAUGAUUUCCUCGGGGGGAAGCCCAUCCAGUACCGGGAGGUGCAGGGCCACGAAUCCAAAACCUUCCUGGGCUACUUCAAGUCUGGAAUCAAAUACAUGAAAGGAGGCGUGGCAUCUGGGUUCAAGCAUGUUGUCACCAACGAGGUGACGGUGCAGCGGGUGCUCCAGGUCAAAGGACGUCGUGUGGUCAGGGCAACAGAGGUGCCGGUCAGCUGGGACAGCUUCAACACAGGAGACUGUUUCAUCCUGGACCUGGGAAAUGAGAUUUACCAGUGGUGUGGCUCCCAGAGCAACCGCUUUGAGAAGCUGAAGGCUACUCAGGUCGCCAAGGGUAUCCGUGACAGCGAGCGCAGUGGGAGGGCUCGAGUUUACGUCUGCGAUGAGGGGGCGGAGAGAGAGAAGAUGAUAGAGGUGUUAGGUCCCAAACCAGAUCUGCCAGCUGGAGCCUCUGAUGACAUCAAAGCUGAUGCUUCAAACAGGAUGAGGGCUAAACUCUACAAGGUGUCCAAUGCCACUGGAACCAUGUCGAUUGCUCUGGUGGCAGCAGAGAACCCAUUCGCCCAGAGUGCACUGGAGUCUGGUGAUUGCUUCAUUCUGGACCACGGCUCUGAUGGAAAGAUCUUUGUCUGGAAAGGCAAAGAUGCCAACAUGGACGAGCGGAAAACGGCCAUGAAGGCAGCGGACGAGUUCAUCAAGAAGAUGGGUUACCCCAAACACACGCAGGUCCAGAUCCUGCCUGAGAUGGGUGAGACGCCGCUCUUCAAGCAGUUCUUCAAAAAUUGGCGGGAUAAAGAUCAGACCGUGGGUCUGGGCGUGGCCUACAUCGCUAACAGCAUCGCGAAGAUCGAGAAGGUGCCUUUCGAUGCGGCCACCUUACACGAAUCCUCGGCCAUGGCCGCCCAGCAUGGCAUGGUGGACGAUGGCAGUGGAGAGAAAAAGAUCUGGCGUAUUGAGGGAUCCGACAAAGUCCCGGUGGAUUCAUCCACUUAUGGACAGUUCUAUGGAGGAGACAGUUACAUCAUCCUCUACGGCUAUCACCACGGAGGACGUCAGGGACACAUCAUCUACAUGUGGCAGGGGAUGGACUCCAGUCAGGAUGAAAUCGGGUCUUCUGCGAUCCUCGGCGCACAGCUGGACGAAGAGCUUGGCGGCGGUCCUGUGCAGGUGAGGGUGGUGCAGGGGAAAGAGCCGGCCCACUUGAUGAGUCUGUUUGGAGGAAAGCCCAUGGUAGUGUACAAGGGAGGAACGUCCAGAGAAGGAGGUCAGUCCGCUCCAGCUGAGACUCGACUCUUCCAGGUGCGCUCCAACUCUGCAGGAAACACCCGAGCUGUUGAGCUUGACGCAGCGGCAUCCAACCUGAACUCCAAUGAUGCCUUUGUUCUGGUGACCCCCGGUGGCUCCUUCCUGUGGGUGGGAGUGGGUGCCAGUGAUGCAGAGAAGCAGGGCGCUCAGCAGCUGUGCAAAAUCCUGGGAGUGUCUGUCUCCGAGCUGUCUGAGGGAGGAGAGAGUGAUCAGUUCUGGGAGGCUCUGGGUGGAAAGACAGAUUAUCGCACCUCCACCAGACUCAAGGACAAGAUGGAUGCUCAUCCACCCCGACUCUUUGCCUGCUCCAAUAAGACUGGAAACUUUAUAAUUGAGGAGGUACCAGGUGAGAUGACCCAGGAUGACCUUGCCACUGAUGAUGUCAUGAUCUUAGACACCUGGGAGCAGGUGUUUGUCUGGAUUGGAAAUGAGGCCCAAGAGGAGGAGAAGACUGAAUCCAUGGCAUCUGCGGUCCGUUACAUCGAGACAGAUCCGGCCAAGAGAGACCCCAGGACGCCCAUCGUCAAAAUCAAGCAGGGCUUUGAGCCGCCCACGUUCACCGGCUGGUUCCUGGGGUGGGACCACAACUACUGGACCACCGACCCUCUGGAGCGUGCUAUGGCUGAACUGCAGAUUUGAACACUCCCUUGAUCCUACCCACCUUUCUGCCUUGACCUUUCACCACGCUGCAAGACCUUUUUUUUUUUUUCUUUUUUUUCAGUACACGUGUGCCCUUUUUUUUUUUUUUUUUAAUGAAUCACUGCUUUAAUUCACUUUGUCUCAAAUGCUACAGUCGUGCCUUGACACCAGUUAUGAAACCAACCAGUAGAAAUAGAGCUUUAACAGACACACAGGCUUUCUGUUAGGAUUUGCACUACAUGUAGCCUCAAACUAGGACUCUCAUUCAAGACGAUUUUCUCAUAUUUGACAAUAAAACCCUGUUUACUGGCAAAAUAUAACAAACAUAGAGGAAGACAGUUUAAAGUUUGGUGUGAUGUAAUAUUACAAAAGCCACUGCCAAGAAAACACAGCUUAUAAAAAGCAAUACAACCAAUGCCUUAAUAUGAUUUCCUUGAGCUUACAGUAAGCUUGUUUUUUUAAAGGGUACUGUCUUUAUUGAUGUUCUUUUUUUUGUACCUUUAGUUCAGAUGUUAUAUUUAUUUUUAAAAAGGCCACAGAUUGUCACCCAGGAAGCUUGUGUUCUGCUGCAGCAUCUUUCAGUGGGAAACCACCGCUUUGCUGCUUUAUUAAUUAGUUACACCUUCUGUGGCACUUUCUAAAGUUUCCUGUUAUCAUUUCAAUAAACCAAAUUAAAACCCA